Molecule: messenger RNA, 1377 nt
Organism: Ogataea haglerorum
Lineage: Eukaryota; Fungi; Ascomycota; Pichiomycetes; Pichiales; Pichiaceae
Exons: 1
Coding region: 1-1377 (458 amino acids)
Source: RefSeq, a predicted model, not a curated record
AUGACCGUUUCGGUUCCUGAUGAUGGAAACUUUUCGACAUCGUCAGAAAACACUAAUACCUCGCAGCCCAAGAGCAUAGAGCCUCGUCCUGGGUCUUCUGUUUCGUCGGGGACGAUGUCGGAACCACAUGGGAAGUUUGAGUUCUCAUGUCCGGUCAAGCAAUGGGACGAGUAUCAUAAGACAGAAUCCGAAACAAGAUUCAAUUUCGUGUCGCCGGAAUUCUUGUCACCUAAAACCGCUUUUUCGCAUCUCGCUGACUUGGACAUCCCCAAAGAGAUCUCCAACUACACGUUUUAUAGUGAAUUCUUGCUCAAGCUUCAAUUUCACACUAUGAAUACACUGCCGUUCAGGAUUUGUGAGGAUUCGAUCAAUAGAGACAUGCUAAUUUCGGCAUUCAAAAUUUCGCCGCUAUACGAUUUUUGUUGGCAUGCGUUUAUGGCCACCAGUUGCAUUGAUCUUUACUUCCAACAAGUGAUGUAUGGUCACGAUGAUGUUUUGAAUCUUAAUAAGGUCACCUACUUGAAACUUGGAGAUUACCAUUUCACCAAGUCCAUGUAUUCCAUGAGUGAGGAAGUCAAAGUGCAAGAAGACAUAAAAAAAAGCGUUGCACUCAUGACCACUACAAUGUUGCAUAUAUUUUAUGCCACUGCCAGUCCUAAUCAGGAUGUCUGUUCGCGAGGCUAUUUUGGUUUAGGGCGAAAUUUAGGGCUGCUUUUCACAGACUAUGUGCUACUCUAUAGAAAUGACCCUUUAUUCAACGACGCAUGUGCACGCUACUGCAUCAAUUCUUGGUCACAAGAUGCAAGUUACUACUUCCCAGAGUUCCUUUACGACCUUGUCAACGUGGAAUAUCCGACGGCUAAUGAACCAAAUAAAAAGAGAGUACAGCCUUUGGAUCAAGACUUGCAAGCUCUAAUAAUUGCAAUGGUUGAUAGGCUGAAGAAGGAAUAUAGAGCUCACGCAAACCUUACUUCUCCUGCAGAACCAAAAAAUACACCGCGACAUAUUCCGAUUGAAUCCGUCGCUACUGGCGUGUCAUCUACUUCAUCUCUUGCAACCGGCGAAAAUGUUGCAAGAAGUUUCAAACCUUCGUAUGAGCUGGAGUAUGACAUGUAUGGUACUCUUUCGCGCUACACAGUGGAAGUUCCUGAACGCUACAUUGAUCUUCUUGAUGAAGGAGAUCCUCGCGCUUUGAUCAUCACCGCCUAUAAUAUCAUUGCCUUAGCUACAAAAAGAUACAAAUAUUGGCCUGUUUCAGUUUUUAAGAAGGAAAUUGCUGUAAUUGAGGGAAAGCUAGACAAACUGGAAAACAGCACUUUGUGGAAGAGUUGGAUCUUUGUUGCAAAGCAGACGCUUGAUGGUUUAGAGUCUUUGUAA